Molecule: messenger RNA, 1050 nt
Organism: Cylindrotheca closterium
Lineage: Eukaryota; Bacillariophyta; Bacillariophyceae; Bacillariales; Bacillariaceae
Source: the annotation of a GenBank genome assembly
AUGAUCGACCCAACUACGUCCGAUGAUGACGAUGGAUCUGUUCAAAUGUUUCCAGCAACUCGGAAGAAAGGUUCUGUUGUUGAUGGGUUGGCUCGAAAAAAGGAGAAGUCUGGGACAACAUCAUCAAAUCGCGGCAAGGCCGGAGAUGCUGGAUCAUUUCAUGACAUUCUUGCUCAAUCCAUGGAUGAAGCGCGCCGUGUCCAGGGGAACUUAUCAAGCUCGAAACUACUAAGUGAUACCAUGAAGGAAAUUGGAACAGCAGCGUCACAAACUGUGGCAUCCAUCAAAGAGUGGUCUGGAGGAGCUACAGGAAACCAUCAUCACGAUCCACAUGAACUUUGGAAGUACGCUGCCUCAAGUAGGGAUGAUGAUGAAGAUGACAACACCAUUGGGACGUAUGACACACUCCAAGAGGAAAACAACAUGAUUCGUCGCCUUGGUUCUUGGAAUACAAUCAAUACAAUGGAAACAACCGGUACCCUGGACACAGCAAACACUCAAGGGGAAACUCGGUUUGAAGAUGAUGAUGGCAACAUCAUUGAUCCAAAACUGCUGGAGAAAGCUAAAAAAGCAAGGGAAAUGAGGAGACCAACCCGGGAAAAACUUGUAAAAUUCGAUUAUCCUCCAGUGAAAUCAAUGAGACAGUUCCCAAGACAUGACCCUGAAAACCUACCAAAUCUAUUCUUCACAGAGCAAGAGUUAGACCAAAUUGAGUGCGAUCGGUAUUCAACAAUGAGUACAGAUGAUAUUGAAAUUGUCGCAGUUACAUCCAAGGAUCUUGGGGGGAAUGGGAAUGGUUCAAAAUUGAGAAGCAAAGAAAAUAGGAGGAAAAUGGAGGACAACAGAGACCCUGAAACUGGUUUAAAGUCAACGCGAGGGCGUGCAUCAACUCCGAUCAAACGUCGGAUUGAAGAUAGUGAAGGCAAUCCUGAUGACAAUGAAGGGAAUUCUGACGAAAACAACGAGAGUCGCCAGAGGGCAACGGCAAAGAAUGAGCGCAUGGUAAAGGGUGUCCAGAUUUUUCUUCGGGAGAGGUCCAUGGGCGUUUGA